Messenger RNA from Aspergillus aculeatus ATCC 16872, 1623 nucleotides. Its product is annotated as putative carboxylesterase. The transcript is spliced from 2 exons. Lineage: Eukaryota; Fungi; Ascomycota; Eurotiomycetes; Eurotiales; Aspergillaceae. The record is from RefSeq and is a predicted model, not a curated record. The coding region runs from base 1 to 1623 and encodes 540 amino acids.
AUGAUUAUGCGAUCAAUAUCCCGCGGGGUCUUGUGCCUCCUAGCUCUGUUCGUGUCUGCGAUCAACGCCUACGAGGCGCCUCUGGUGACUCUCGACUAUGGAGUCUUCCAAGGCAGUUAUGAUGCGACUUAUAACCUUUCCUAUUUCCGGAAAAUCCCAUUUGCAGCACCCCCCACAGGCGAAAAUCGGUUUCGAGCUCCCCAACCCCCACUGAGCAUUACAAAUGGCACCUAUGACAGUAAUCAGGCCUUCGAUAUGUGCCCUCAGCGCACCGUCAAUGGCUCGGAGGACUGUCUAUACCUCGGACUCUACUCUCGGCCUUGGGAGGUCUCCUCUGCGAAUCGACCUGUGCUGGUUGUCUUCUACGGCGGCGCCUUCAUCCAAGGUAGCGCAUCCUUUACCCUGCCCCCGAGCGCCUAUCCAACUCUCAACGUCACCACCCUCAACGACUAUAUCGUGAUCUAUCCCAACUACCGCACGAAUGCCUUUGGAUUCCUCCCGGGCCAAGCGAUCAAAGACUCAUCCACCUCCGACCUCAACCCGGGCCUGCUGGACCAACAGUAUGUCCUCAAAUGGGUCCAAACGAACAUCCACCACUUCGGCGGGAACCCCAACAACGUGACGAUCUGGGGCCAGUCGGCCGGCGCGGGGUCCGUCGUCGCGCAGGUCCUGGCGAACGGCCGCGGCAAGCAGCCCAAGCUCUUCAGCAAAGCCCUCGCCAGCUCGCCCUUCUGGCCCAAGACCUACGCCUAUAACGCGCCGCAAGCCGAAGCCAUCUACUCCCAGCUGGUGAAUCUGACCGGCUGCGGCAAUUCCACAGUGAAAGACUCCCUACACUGCCUCAAGGCCGUCGACGUGCAGACCAUCCGCGACGCCAGCCUCGUCAUCGACGCCAGCCACACCUACACCACCAGCUCCUACACCUGGGCGCCCGUCAUCGACGGCGAGUUCCUGAUCGACACCCUCACCGAGGCCACCGCGCGCAGCGCCCUCCCCACGGACUUCAUCUGGGGCAUGUACAACUCCCACGAGGGCGAGAACUUCGUCCCCGCCGGCCUGGGCUCUACCACCACCACAUCCACGGGCUUCAACUCCUCGCUCGCCAGCUUCCAGUCCUGGCUCUCCGGGUUUGUCCCCGGUCUGACCUCCCACGAGAUCAGCCUCCUCGAAUCCCAAUAUUACCCGCCGGUAGGCAGCACCGAGACGAUCGACGACUAUAACACGACCCUCGUCCGCGCCGGCCUGAUCUACCGAGACUUGGUCCUCGCCUGCCCGGCCUACUGGGUCGCCUCCGCCGCAGGGACCAACGGGUACCUCGGGGAGUAUACCAUUUCGCCCGCCAAGCACGGCAGUGACACCGAGUGGUGGAACCAAGUAAACGCCGUCCAACAAUCCGACCCCCUUAUCUACGACGGCUACGCCGGCGCCUUCGCCAGCUUCUUCCAGACGGGGAACCCCAACGCGCAUAAAUUGACGAAUGCGUCGCAACCCGGCGUCCCGCUGCUCCGCACUACGGGCCAGGAGUUUGUGGUGGAGGUGGACGGGUUCGAGAAUGUGAGGUUGGUCGAGUUGCCGAGACGGUGUGCGUUUUGGAGGGUGGUUGCGGGGAGGGUUCCUGUUUAG